GUUAUCCAUGCAUACUACACUACAUUCACACAACACAAAGACUUAAAUAUAGAACUUGGUAUUCCCACAUUACGAAAAAUGUUUAGUCAGACCUAUACCCGUACCAGGUAGGGAGUGGUACUGUGUAACAGUCCAACGGAUCAUUGCUUGAAUAUCCUACUCAUCUAACGGAUUACACGCUGUGUUUCAAACCAUCUUCAUCUGUCAUAACUCAACUUUCAUGUGUGAAGUUUUACGUCGAAUAAGUUAGCUCUGCAGCCUUGGUAACACUAUCAUUAUUCGGUCUUUCACUGAAUCACAAAUCCGGAAAAAGCUACAUUUUCUACCAUCUUUCACCAUGCACUAUUGAAGUCUGACCUGGUUUUGGUAAUUUCUGCAGUCUGGACUACGUGAAACACCACCAGGUCCUUGAUCCAUCAUGGCGGCAUUCACAGAUAACACAACAGAUUUGACAACCACAACUUCUGAAGGAGAAUCUGGAUUAACAACUGGGCAAAUUAUAGGCAUCGUCUUUGGUUGUAUCAGCACAGUUGGUGUCUUCUUUGGAAUAUUGGGUUUUCUGUGUGCUCACAAAGACAGAAGAGACAAUCAAAGACGUCUUAAAGAGGAUCAAAGACGUCUUCAGCAAGAAGAUGUACUACUGUUAACUCGACCAACAGAGGGAACAUCAGGCCCUGACAAAGUUCAAGUUGUUGCAUCAAAAGUCAACGAGGCGGUGAAGAAAGUGUACAAAUCUACAGGUAGCUAUGUACAGAUUCUCCCAUGGGUUGAUGAUCAUCAGAUGCACAUAAUGGACAUCUACACUAAGCUAUGUUUAGUUAAACAAGUUGACAUGAGGGGGAAGCCUCGAAAAGAGGAUAAUAACAUGGAAGAAGAGGACCAAAUCUGCAGCUUUUUGUCAAGGAAUUUUUAUGGAGAGAUGCAGCCUGAGACAAGGGAGGGUAAUCCUAAUAAAAGUAAGAUGAAAUCGUAUGAAGACAUUUUCAAAUUUCAGACACACCAUGAGGAAAUUCCAAUCAAACGUAUCGUUAUAAGCGGAUCAGCAGGAAUUGGCAAGACAACCCUAAUUGACAAAAUUGCUUAUGAUUGGGCAAUGGGUAACAGUGAGACACCCAAUAAGUUCAAACUUGUUUUUGCUUUAAAAAUGGGCUCAUUGCAACAAAGUAGCAACUUAGAAGAUGCCAUCUUUGAAAAGCUUCUUGCAAAAGACUCUAUAGAUGAAUCUUCUUUGAAAGAGUUUAUUGACAAGAACCAAGACAAAGUAUUGAUUCUCUUGGAUGGAUUUGAUGAAUGUAAAAUCACUUCAACUGACACAUCCUCAUACGGUACGAUUCUCAAAGUUAUUAAUCGAAAGCUGGGCCCAGAAUGUUGGGUAGUUAUUACAUCCCGUCCCCCCCUUGACAAAUUAGUCAACUCGGCAUUGGUUGAAAAUCCCUAUAUUCAUGUGAGAAUUGAGGGGUUUUCAGGUACAGAUAUAAACGAAUAUGUGAACAAAUUCUUCCCUGGGGAUCAUGACAAGGCUAGCAAGCUUAUAGAGCGGAUUAAACUCUCAGAUACCUUGUCUGAUUUGGCAAUGAGUCCCAUGCUACUGCUGCUGAUGUGUUUGCUGAUGGGGAGCACAGAGAACACCAUCCCAGACACAAUGACACGACUGUAUAACAAAGCACUGAAAUACAUAUUCAAAAGAAAAACAAGAGACAUCAAAGACGCUGAAAUAUCUAAGAUUUUGAUUUCUAUUGGAAAGGUUGCUCUAGGUAGUCUCCUUUCUAAAGAUCAGUCGUUUGCCUUCAGAAAAGGGGACUUUGAAAAGACUGCGUUAGAUGCAGCACUGAAUGCAGGUGUCCUCACUAGUGAGAGGGUCAUCGAUGGGCUUGAUACCUAUCAAAGAAUGUCUUUUAUGCACCACACAUUUCUGGAGUAUUGUGCAGCGAUGUACUGGCAAAGCUUGAUAAACACUGAGGAAUUUGACAGAAUCCUUGAUCAGACGAUAGAGUCAACUGAGCGCGACACAUUUGGAGAUCCUUGGUCUUCUCGUCUAUCUCGUUAUGAGUAUCUGUUCAGAUUUUGUUGUGGAGACAAUGUGGCAUGUACAAAUCAGAUUUUAAAGAAGAUUCAUGGAGACAGAGAUUCGCAACUUGUUGUUAUUUGCUAUUUCGAGAGUCAGUCAAAGGAACUUCCACCAAGGUCAGUUAUCAGCUCAAUUCUGACUGAUGAUAUUCACAUUUUUGAGUGGAGUAAUGAUAUUACAAACGCAUACUUUCAUUUUCUGAAGCAAGUGGCAGCCCUCAGCAGAGGAAAUGAUUACUUCACAGAGGUUAAGAGAUUUGGUUUCAGUCAUUCUAACUUUCAGAGGUUUGGUACAGAUUUAGCAAAAUUGCUAAAGUUAAUGACCAAUUUGCAAUCUCUUAAUCUGUAUAGCAAACCAAGUGCUGCCAAUACUAGUCAAAUCCUACCAUCAUUGGCAACUCCAUCAACAUUGACUGAGCUAGACCUCCACAGCAAUGCAGCCUUGGGUGGCUCUGUGUCAUUGCUUGCUCCUCAAUUAAUGAAAUUGAAUUGUCUCACGAAUCUGUCCUUGCAGGGUUGCUCACUGGAAGCUCAAGAUGUGUCAGCCCUUGCAAAGUCAUUGGGUAACACUCUGGUUAAUCUAGAUGUACCACGUAAUGAAACACUGGGUGGCUGUGCAUCCAUUUGGGGUCCUGAACUGGGGAAAAUGGAAUGCCUUGUAUUUAUUAACUUGGAAAGAUGCUCACUGCUAGGUACAGAUAUUGAGCCCAUUGCUGUGACACUGAGUGGUGUGUCUACUCUGAUUUGGCUUGGUCUGUCACAGAAUCAAGACUUGGGUGGUUGUGCAGAGAUGUGGGCUCUUCAUUUGAAGGGAAUGAUACACCUUGAGGGCGUGGACUUGGGAUUCUGCAAAUUGAAAAAUAAAGAUGUUGAACCCAUUGCUAUGGCACUGAGUGACAUUCAAACUCUGGUUUAUCUGAACCUCAAGGGUAAUGAGGCAUUGGGUGGCUAUGCAUCAUCCUGGGCUCUGCAUUUAAAGAGAAUGAACCACCUGGAUGAACUGAUAUUGACAUUGUGCAAUCUGAAACGGGGUGAUAUAGAGCCCAUUGCUGAGUCAGUGAGUGACCUGAUUCAUCUGAACUUUAACUGUAAUCUAGCAUUGGGUGGCUGUGCAUCGUUGUGGGCUAUGCAUUUGAAGAGAAUGAACCACGUGGAGCACCUGUCAUUGGCAGGAUGCAAUCUGACAGAUGUUGAUAUGGAGCCCAUUGCUGAUUCAGUGAGUGGCAUGCCUAAUCUGAAUCAUCUAGAUCUCUCAUUGAAUGAUCCAUUGACUGGCUGUGCAUCAUCCUGGGCUCAGCAUUUGAAGAGAAUGAACCACGUGGAGCAACUGUCAUUGGCACGGUGCAAUCUGACAGAUGUUGAUAUGAAGCCCAUUGCUGAGGCAGUGAGUGAGAUGUCUAAUCUGAAUCAUCUAGAUCUCGUAUUGAAUGAUCCAUUGACUGGCUGUGCAUCAUCCUGGGCUCAGCAUUUGAAGCUGAUGACCAAACACCUCAAGAAGCUCAAACUAUAUAGGUUGACAGAUGAGGAUAAGGAGUACAUUAAUGCAUUAACUGAUUUGAAUUUGACCAUAUUGGUUUUCACAGUACCUUUAUGGCUCAUACCAACACAAAGAUUUAGAACACUUCCAACAUUUUAGACAAAGCCUUGAACUGUAGACUCCUCAUUUGUCAUAAAUGAAACUUAUUCUGAUUUACUCACAGAUGUGAAUCUGUCAUGUCAUUGAGUCUGUGAUUUCCCUGCACAACUGUGUACUUCCUUUAUUUGAGGUAAAUGAAGCUGACCAUGUUUAUUGGAGACUCAUAGAUGGAAAUAAAAAUUACUCCCAAACCAAUGUCUUAUGCCUUGAAGUCUUUGGUUGUCUCUUGGGCAAUUCCAUUGUUACGGACAUUACAUUUCAGACAGUUUUCAGAAGUUCAAGAGCUCAGAAAACACAUCUGCCAAAUGUUUAUCUAAAAUCUUCCCUUACCACAACAUAGUAGUCCCUAUGGAGAGCAUACACUGUGAAUUUCAGUAUGCCUUAUUUAUUUAUUAGAUAUCACUCACUAUGCUGCUGUUACGGACAUUACAUUUUUGGACAUGACAUUUGACUACCCUUUAUAUUUGUACAAAAGUCUGUGAGUUUUUGGUUCCCAUCAAUGUAUUUUUGGUACCAAUCAAUUAGAGAUUGUGUAAAAGAUGUACAGGUACAUUUGACAAAAUUUGUCGUAAUUUGAGUCUCUAGAGCACAAAACAUGACGGCGUUUUGGAGCGUUUUGGACAGUACACUUUUGCCCCCUUUGUAGCUGAAAAAGUGUUGAAAUGAUGCAAUUUCUUCACUUCAAUUAUAGACUGGCUUCAUAAUUGAGUUUCAGUUUUAAGUGGAAUUUCCCUCUUUCAGCAUCAUCUAUGUCCAAUAAAACUAAGUAAUUGACAUGAUUGACGUAUCAAUUACAGCCCCCAAAACGAAAUAGGCCAUUUGCGAGAAAGAUUUCAAUAAUAUCUGGUAUAAUGACUCGCUUAGUUACAGUGCACCGUUUACAUUUUAAUUCAAGUCAAAUCAGCCACAAUUCAGACCCUAGCAUCUUAAAUGCAAUUGAAGCUUAAAAGGAAAUGACAUUAUUGGAUUAUGGAAGAGUAGACUUUAUCCCAUCCUCUAGUUCUAAAGGAACAGUUCAGUGAAAACAAUGCCAUAAGUCUUUACAGAAUCGCAGUCACAGUUUGCUUUGGGUUUUCAAGUUGUGUCUAAAUGUUAAUCAUUCCAAUAUUUUGACUUAUUCAAAUCAAUGCUAACGUCAGUACAUCAUAGCAUAAUGUAAUUGGGUCAUUCAAGGCAUCAGUGAUUGUACCUUACCCAUUUCAGCUGACAUCAAAAUGAUUACUUCAGGUUUUAUACACAAGAAGUAUAUUCUUCAAAGUUCACUAAAGAUCAUCUCAUUAGUUCAAACAGAACACAAUGCCUGCUUUGUAUUGUAUUCAUUGUCUGUAAUCAUUAUGAGAAGUUGACUUAGCCAAAUCAAUGUUAAUGCCAGUACAUCACAGCCAGUACAUCACAGCGUAGUGUCUUUCAGUUUGUAUCAGUAGUAGUACCUUAUUAAUUGACCCAAGUGAUGAAGACAAUGGGGAGGAAGAAGUCAAGUAUGACAUCAUUGCAAGGGCCAAGUCACAUGAGAUAAACUUACAGUCAACCAACUCUAUGCAAUCUCCAAAAAAAUAAGUAAGACACUGUGACAGAAAUGUGUCUAAUUGAGCUACCGAAGUGUUCAUAUCGCCUAUUUUGGACAAUGCCCUCAUGUAAUGUACAUUCUAAUCUGUCCACUGUUCUACCUUCACGUCAGGCAAUUUACAGUUCCUUUAGUUUGUUUGUCAAACCAUGAAUGAGGGGCACAUUAAUGCUUCAUUUUUUAUAUAGUUUUGUAUCAUACACCACUGAAAUAUUGGAAUAGUAUAUUUUUGUAUUGAGCUGAUCCAACUCCUAAAUAGCAGCAAGAUAUGGACAAGCAUCAUGACACAAUGGGAUAUGGAUCAUUAUCUAUGGUCAAUGAUGCUUCAUAAAACAAAUAAGAAACAGGCACAAAUUGUACAUAGCUCACCGUGGAAGAAAAUUUCAAGUCUAAGACUGUAAGGUUACAAUUGUCAUCGAUUUUGAUAUUGAGAAAAGGCUGUACUUCUCAAGAUACGCUCUUGCCAGUUAUGUUAAUUCAUACUACAAUCAGUGUAAUAUUUCCUCAUGGCACCAAUCCUUUGAAUCAAAGUGCCUUUGGUUAUCAGGACUGUCUCCACUAUCAAUGUGUUCAAGAAGACCCAUAUCUUUUUAACAAUGAUAUUCUGUAAACAUUUCCUUGGCAACUUUUCAACGUUUCUGUGACUUUUUAUUAUUCUGCUCUUUUUACCAAAAUUUUUGUUUUUACAUGGAUGGUCACCCUCUUCUCUUUUUAAUAUAUUUUUGAUGUGCGAUGUGUCUUUUAUAACUUGUACUUUUAUCAUUGUAAAUUGGUUGCUAUACAUUAGAUUGUUGGUUUUGUACAAAUGCUUCAUUCAUCAAGAUAUAUUACACAUUACAUGUAUGUAAAUGGAAUGAAUAUUUACAUGAAUUAAUUAGUAUUUUCAUUUGUGUGAAUUUGAAUCUGUAUUUAUGGAAUUAUUAUCCAUAAAUCAUCUCUUAAAAGGGGAAAAAAUAUCGUUCACAUUGUUUGAUAAUAAAAACAUUAAACAAAAUGAGUAUUUCUGAUGCGCCAUUCCAUCUUAACAAGAUGCUCCAUAGAAAAUAUGGAAAUUUCAAUUUUAACAAAAAAGGAAAGUGUCACUUGGAUGUAUUUAUAAAAAUAAAUAUUGAACCAACUUUGUUAAUGGGCCUGGGUCUGCAAAAAUGGCCCUUGUAUGUCACAACAAUGUAUGUUUGAGCCUCUAAGAAGAUAGAAAGGCCAUAUUCUAAGCUUUAAUUUGUUGGAUGUUGGAACUCUUUGCAUUUUGGAGAUAUACCCAACUUUGUGAACAAAUUUACCAUUUUGUUUUAAAUAGGAGAACAAACCAUGUGCAGUUUACCGAGAUAUUGAAGAUGAUUAAAGUCAAAGCUUGUCUGAAUAUCUUGCUGCUGGACUACCAAUCUAAACCUUUCAUCAAGUGUUGUCUUCAAACUUUGUGUAAUUUAUUUUUAAUGUAAACAAUUUGUCUUGAAAUAUUUCCUAUUAACAAACCAGUUCAAAUGGUGUGCAUAACAUUAGUAAGAUUGGAAAUAUUAAUGUUCACAGAUUUACACAUACCGUGCGUGGUAUAAUGAUGGUUACGGUAGAAAACUCCCCCUGAAUAAUUUUUGCAUAAAAUGAAACAGUUUUUGGGAACUGAAUAAAACGAUUAGUUUAGAUCUCAAGCCCAAAAUCUGAUAUUUGAAAACAGUGAAAACAUUUCAUAGGAUUUAUCACUGUUUUCUCAUGACUCUGUGGUCAUUCACAGGUUUGUUAUUUCAUGCAUACCUAUAUGUGCAUGUUUAGCGUGCUUAUAUUUAUUUAUUAAUUAACCUACUAUAUGUUUCAUUGAGUAUGGACAAACAUAAAUUGAAACGUUUAACUUCAUCAGUAAACUAGUAAUCCAAUUCAAAUAUUUUUGGUUCAAUCAACUUUUCGAGAGAAAAAAUAAAUAAAUACAAAUAAACAUA
Molecule: messenger RNA, 7198 nt
Organism: Asterias rubens (European starfish)
Lineage: Eukaryota; Metazoa; Echinodermata; Asteroidea; Forcipulatida; Asteriidae
Product: NACHT, LRR and PYD domains-containing protein 14-like
Exons: 7
Coding region: 419-3703 (1094 amino acids)
Molecular function (GO): protein binding
Source: RefSeq, a predicted model, not a curated record